Messenger RNA from Fusarium venenatum, 1437 nucleotides. RefSeq names its product Ribokinase-like protein. The record is from RefSeq and is a predicted model, not a curated record. NCBI's taxonomy places the organism in Eukaryota, Fungi, Ascomycota, Sordariomycetes, Hypocreales, Nectriaceae.
AUGGCUGAUCUCGCCGAACGACCAGCGCUUGAGCUGCAGACCGAUAAUGAGAAAUCUGACCUACCGAAUGAGGACGGCAUAACUUUAGAGAAAACAGAAGACCCUAUUCAAAGCAAUGAUGUUGACGCUAGUGCUGAUGCUGGGCAAGAGCCAGAGCCAAAGACAGAAGAGCCAGAAGAAUCAAAACAAGAUGAUACUCCAGAACAGGCAGUCCCAGUUGUAGAUGAAAACACCGCGGACGAGGAAGAAACUCAACAGAAUGUCCCUAUCGAUUUUGUCACCAUGGGCAUGUUUAUCAUCGACGAUAUCGACUUCAUUCCCCCUACUGAGCCUGUCAAAGACAUCCUUGGUGGCGCUGGCACCUACUCGGCGCUGGGAGCUCGACUUUUCUCUCCUCCACCUAAAUCUACCUCUGUUGGCUGGAUUGUCGAUCAGGGCUCCGACUUUCCCCCUUCUCUCUCAACACUCAUCGACAGCUGGUCCACCUCAGCCUUGUUUCGCCAUGAUGGGCUGCGGCUAACUACACGAGGCUGGAAUGGUUACGAAGGUACUGCUGAGAAGCGCGCUUUCAAGUACCUGACUCCCAAGAAGCGUCUGACUGCUGAGGAUCUUACCCCGACCUUGUUGCAAUCACGCUCAUUUCACCUGAUAUGUUCUCCGAACAGAUGCAGAGAUCUUGUUGCAGAGAUCACAUCACUUCGUAAAAAGGUUAUGCCUGCUGAGUCGUACACCAAGCCCAUCUUUAUCUGGGAACCGGUACCUGACUUGUGUACCCCCGACGAGUUGCUCAACUGCACCAACUGUUUGCCCCUUGUGGACAUUUGUAGUCCAAAUCAUGCCGAACUAGCUGGUUUCAUGGGCGAUAGCGGGCUCGACCCGGAGACAGGUGAGAUUUCGACAGUUGCCGUGGAGCGAGCCUGCGAGCAGCUCCUUGCCAGCAUGCCUUUGCAAUCCUUUACUCUUGUCGUUCGCGCCGGUGAAAAGGGGUGUUACAUUGCGAAGAACGGAGGAAGGAAACGAGGGCGUGAUCAAAAGACCACCAAACGACGAAAGAAGGACUACGUUAGAGGCGGUCUACAGCACGAUACGGAUAUGGAGGCUCUGUUUGCUGGUUUACUCCAGGACGCCGAUGGCUUUGUCGCACGCGAGGAGAUCGAAGUUGAUCCAGGUAUUGAGAAAUGGGUCCCUGCAUACCACGCAGAGCCGUCCAAGGUUGUUGAUCCUACCGGAGGUGGAAACACCUUCUUAGGCGGCCUUGGAGUUGCGUUGGCACGAGGCGAAAGCAUCGAAGAAGCCGUAGCCUGGGGAGCUGUCGCUGCAAGCUUCGCGAUUGAACAGGUCGGCGUUCCGACGCUUGGUAGAGAUGCAGAGGGCAGCGAAACUUGGAACGGGCACAAUGUGGAGGCUCGUCUGCGGGAAUUUCGCGAACAUCUAUGA